AUGCGUCGCGUGCUGCUUUCCCGCAACCGCGUGGACUUCGUCGCAACGCUCCUCCGGCAGGGGCGGCUUGCGGAUCUCUUAAUGCUGCAGCAUUUCUCGUCGCAGCGGCCGCAGGAACCUUCUGCGGGCAACGCAGCUGAGGAGAGCAGCGGCGGCGGCGACGGGGCCAAGCUGUCGGUGGCUGGGGGCGCACGUCGGGCGUUGUUGGCGAAGACUGAGGCUGUACGGGCCAGGGCAAUGACGCAGCCCUGCAUGGGCUGGCUGGCGGACGCCUACGGGGCGGGGGAGUGGUGCGCCCUCUCGGGGGCGCAGGACACGGUGCGGGCUGUAGUGGGCGCCAGCGACCCCGCCCGUGCCAAGUUGCGUGGGACGUUCCUCGCACUGGGGCAGGCGGGCAGCUCCCCGGUGUCUGUGCGGCUUGCCGCGUCGAGGGAGAGCGGGGAGGCCUUACUGUUGACCUUGCCGCUGGAGCAGCCCGGGGAGAGGGUGCGCAGCAGCGUCGUUGGCGUUGGGAUCCGCGCCGUGACGCUGAACGAGGCAGAGGCCUCGGUCGUGUCGGACACCGCCGCCGCGGUGGACGCCUUCGCCGCCGAGCAGAACCUUCUCUCGGCCGCGGUGUGCAGCGGCAUCCUCGGCAAGCUGGAGGAAAUUUGUGCCCUGCAUGCCACCCACACGGUGCGCUACGAUGGCCUGUUAGUCCGCAACCCGGCGGUGCAGAAGCGACUCUCGCAGCUGGCGUGCGCGCGCUUCAGUCUGGAGGCGCUGAGUUCGUUCGUCGCCACCGUCGCCGUGGAGGAGCCCCUGCCGCUGGUGGAGUCCGUCGCGCUCCGCAUGCACGCGAAGCACGCGCUCUCCGCGGGGAUAAGGCACGCGCGCGAAGUCAUUCACGGCACGGCGAUGCUGAAGGCCACCCCACACCGCUCGAAGCCGGAGCGCCUCAUAGACUACCCCUACGCGAGGGAGCUGUUUGAGGCGGAGCUCGAUGUCAUUGCGAGCCUUGGCGGCUCCUGCGAGGCGGCGUCGCGGCGGUACUUCACGCCGCUGCUGGCGCAGUCGGAGGCGCAGGUGACGAUGGGCGUGCAGAGCUCAAUGGCCGCGCUGCUCGUCGGGGGUGGCGGAGUGAGUGUCAAUUUGGCCGCACCGCACGUGAACCUGCGCGUGAGCGCCGUCGCCCUCGAGGAGGACAUCACCACGCUGCUGCAACGCAUUCAGCAGCAGGAAAAACGCGAGGACCCGCUGUUUGUGAAGGCCAUGGCGCAGUACUCGGCGGAGGUCUUUGCGAACACGGCCGUUGUCUACCGCACCACAGCCUCCCUCACGCGCGAGGAGGACGCCGCCCCACGCGAGUGGCUGCUCACGCAGGCCUUUUGUGCCGACUCCCGUGUGCGUCGUGCGACGAUUAUCCGUGACUGGGAACUCUCGAUGGCGGCGCGCAGGGCCGUCGGCAAGGCGUCUGACCUCAGCGGCUGCACAACGCACCCUGUAGAGCUCAUGAACGCCGAGCCCACUCGGAAGUCGCAGGCGCCCCCGAAAGCUGCCGCGGGGCGCGCGACGCAAGCGGCGAGCGCCAGUUAG
Trypanosoma conorhini is the source of this 1575-nucleotide messenger RNA. RefSeq names its product oxidoreductase. NCBI's taxonomy places the organism in Eukaryota, Euglenozoa, Kinetoplastea, Trypanosomatida, Trypanosomatidae. The record is from RefSeq and is a predicted model, not a curated record. The transcript has a single exon. The coding region runs from base 1 to 1575 and encodes 524 amino acids. Gene Ontology annotation, molecular function: oxidoreductase activity, acting on the CH-CH group of donors.